GGUAACUGGAUUUUUUUUUAAUCGAGGUAUACCGUAAUUACCACUUUAUAAAGUCAUAUGUACUUAAUAUUCAGUGGUUUAGUGAAAUUCAAUAUGGAGCUGGUGUACGCUGCUCUCUGUGUGAUCUUCUUGGUUCUCGCAUCUUGCCAAGAUAUGCACGUGAUAGAAAAGAAACCAGGUCAGUGUUACAAGGUACACAACCCCAACCAGCCUCGCCUCCAUCUGAACCCCCGAAAGCCGGAGUACGACGACGUCUUCGAGGCCUGCACCCAGUGGUUGCGGGAAAACAAGAAUUGCCUCGGCCUGAGGACUCAGAACGGCGAGGUCGUGAUGGUGUACUGCAAGGGCGACCAUAAGAGGAGGAGACCUGGGUGCUACAAGGUCGUCAACAAGGACAAGAGGGAGGAGAUCAUCUGCCAGAAGAUAAACAGACAGCAGGGCUGCGAAGUCAUCACCACGAGGAGUAAUCUGACCAUAGUGGUGAAUUGUAACCCAACCAGGGGUACUUCGUCUGCUGCGGGGGUCUUCGAUGUAAAGGAUAACAGGCCUAAAAGGCAGUAGAGAAAUUUUUUGCUUAUUUUACCAUCAUUUAAGGUGCUAAUUUUAUUUUGCUAAUUAAAAUGAACUAACUAAGGAAAGAGGAUAAAAAAAUUUACAAAGUAAUUUUUGCUGAGGAUUAUACUUUGACAGCAAAAAUCGAGACAGAAGACAGGAAAUUGACACUUUCAGUUAAAAGUUUACAAUGAACAUAUAGCGGAAAAAAGUUAGGAUACAAAAGUGCCCUUACAAGAAUACAUUUUUUUAAAAAACCCACAAUGCGGCUAACCACGCGCAAAUGAAAUUUGGGAAAUAUUUCUUUUGCAUUCAUAAUAGUAGAAACGCAAUAUAUAGCAUUUUCGGUAAAACAACAUAAAUUUCUGAAAAGUCGUUUUAAAAACAGAAAAAUCUUGUUCUAUGUUGAUAACCCAUACCAUUUUCAAGAAAAUUAUUAAAGUUUUUGUUUUAUUUUAAUUAGUAUUAUACAGGGUGUCCCGGUACUUGAUACAAAAAAAGUCGAAUACAAAACGAGGUCAAAAUAAUAUCAGUUCUUCAUAUAAAUUUUUUCAUACAGGCCUUCAUUAACAAGUUACUGGCCCUCAAAUGUGAAAAUUAAAAAGUUAUUUUUAUUUACAGUCUCUAAACUGUUAACUUCAGCAUGAUGCAAAUUUGGUGACCGAUAACACAUUCGUACAGCUUGCUUUUGAUGCUGUAAGUGAAACUUCAUUAUGCCCAAAACGCCAGGGACGGACUAUGUCCAAUGGUUAACAACCUAGAAUAGAUGACGUUCGCAAUCUGGCCUGUAUCAAAAAUAAGUUCCCUGAGGAAUUUGUCAACGAUAAUACCCUUUAGGUUCAACUCGGUAAAAUGAACAAUUUAGAUAAUAUUUGUGAUUUUCCUCCACCAUUUUUGGUUUUUAAUUUUUAA
Messenger RNA from Anoplophora glabripennis (Asian longhorned beetle), 1464 nucleotides. RefSeq lists its product as uncharacterized. Lineage: Eukaryota; Metazoa; Arthropoda; Insecta; Coleoptera; Cerambycidae. The transcript is spliced from 2 exons. The record is from RefSeq and is a predicted model, not a curated record. The coding region runs from base 58 to 561 and encodes 167 amino acids.